CUCCCCCUCCCCCCCAAAGCUCAACGUGGGGCACGCGCGGGGGAAGCCGCGGUCGAGGUGCCACUCCUCGAGCCCACCGCCAGCUUCGAACACCGGGAGGGGAGGGGCAGCUGUUGACAGCCGACUGCGGCAGGAGUGCUCGCCACUGUCUUCCGAGGCCCGCGGGUAAACUCUCGGAGCUCCGCGUGGGCCUCUCGGAUCGGAGGGGGGCCCCUGCCCCCCGUGGCGCGCGGAGCUCGCCAGGGGCAGCGCCAGGGGCGCCGCCGCGGGCUCCAGCGCCGAUCCGAGAAGUCCGCGCGGACCUCCGAACGCCGAUGCCGAUGCUCAUGCCGCCUGCUCGUCCCCCAGCGCUGGGCCGCAGCGGCCGCUCGCUUACGCCGCAGCUUCCGGAGGCAGGCCAGCCGGGCUCCGCCUUCGACGUCGUCGUCGUGGGCGCGGGGCCCGCGGGGGUCGCGGCCGCGCUGGCGCUGCGGGGCCGGGACGUGGCCUGGGUGGAUCCGGAGUUCUCCGGCGGCCGGCUGGCUCGCUUGCGCAGCGUGCCGUGCAACACCAAGGUCGACCUGCUCGUCGGGCCCGCCUUCUUCGGCCACCCUCUGCUCCUGCCGGUGAUGGAGCAAGUGGAGCCUGCGCUGCAGGCGCUCGUGUCUCGCGCGCACCCGCUGCCCGGCUCGGUGGACCCGUCCGAGCGAGGGUUCACUUACUUGGGCGACUGCAAGGCUGUUUUUGACGCUGCCACCGCGGGGAUCCUUGCUGGGGGCACCGCUCCGAUCCAUGGCUGCGUGGAGAAGCUUACGCCGGACGGCGGGGGCUGGAGGGCGACGGUCACCGACGCAAGCGGGACUUCGAGCGAGGUGUGGGCCCGGUGUGUCGUGCUCGCCACUGGCUGCAGGCCGAAGGAUUCUGUCGAAGGGGCCUGCCUACCCUUGGAGGACGCAUUCGUCGUGGAGAAGCUGGCGUCCAGGCUGCGUGCGCGCGACAGAGUUGCGGUGAUCGGCAAUUCGCACUCUGCUGCGAUCGUGCUGUCGAACCUGCACGAACUGAAGCAGUCUCUGUCUUUGCACGUGGGGAACUUCGCACGCCGUCCAGUGCGUCUUGCAGAAUGGAUGCCCGACUUAGGGACUUAUCGGUACACCUCCACAGGGUUGAAGGGAUUCGGCGCGGUCUUCGGGCAAGAGCACAUGACGCAUGACUCAGCCUCUCUCCAAAUCUCUCCCGCGAGCGCUUUCGACGGCAGCGAGUGGGAUUGGACGAUUGACUGUACCGGUUAUGUGCCCAAUGUGCUUCCAGAGGUGCCAGGUGUGACACACUACCUCGAUCGCUGCGAGGCCUCUGGGCAGCUGGGCGUGGAACGAGGGAUGGCGGGGGUGUUCGGAGUGGGCGCCCCCUGGCCAGAGCCCCCAGGGCGCCUCUGGGGCACGGGACUGGAAGAUGCCGAAGGGUUCAAGUCCGAGGGGUCGUUUAUCGGGUUCCACCUGUUCUUCGCGAGGGCAGUGCUGGUUGCUGCCGAGAUUGAUCGCAUCCUUAGAGAGCGACCAUCUGCUGAGUCACAUUCUGCUUCAGAGCCGCAGGGAAAAGUUGUUUAGCCUAUGACCGUUGUAAUUGAAUCAUCAUGGGGAUGCGCACACAACGCUUUAUUACAUCCGCCCUUGCCUCGUUUUUGCCCUCUUCUUUCCCCUUCCUUCUCCACUCGUUUUUUUUCCUCCGUCUUCGUCCCUCUUCCUUUCCCUUAGUCGUGCCAGCAAUCUGCAGCACGUCGUCCAUGACAGGCGCUAUCAUGGGUAGCUUGGCCACUCCGAAUGGCCAGCACACUUUGUCGACUCAUCCUUGAAAUGGCAGCUGCUUGCGUGGUCGCUCGCGCGGGUCAAUUUAUUUGUCUACUGCUGCGAGCACCGACAAGCCAUCACGGCUUACACUAUCGUUAUUUUUCUGUGCUGCC
Messenger RNA from Prorocentrum cordatum, 1936 nucleotides. The record is from the annotation of a GenBank genome assembly. Lineage: Eukaryota; Dinophyceae; Prorocentrales; Prorocentraceae.